Xiphias gladius (swordfish) is the source of this 3914-nucleotide messenger RNA. It is a transcript of the gene metrnla, whose product is annotated as meteorin like, glial cell differentiation regulator a. The record is from RefSeq and is a predicted model, not a curated record. Gene Ontology annotation, molecular function: hormone activity. Gene Ontology annotation, biological process: energy homeostasis; positive regulation of brown fat cell differentiation. The transcript is spliced from 4 exons. Lineage: Eukaryota; Metazoa; Chordata; Actinopteri; Istiophoriformes; Xiphiidae. The coding region runs from base 246 to 1112 and encodes 288 amino acids.
GCUGAACCCGCACCACACCGCGCUGGAGGGCUGUCGGCACCGGGCGCUGGGACCGAGUGUGAUCGGGGCGCGUCACUUCAUCCGAACCCCUCCGAGACUAAGAGAAGAAGAAACAGACCCCGUGGGGGGGGGGCCCGAACAGCACGGAGCAGGCGCGGGGGGCACAUGGAAACGCCAUGUAGCUGGAAACACGGCGGUGGACUUUCUCACAGUUUCGCUCGAGAGGGGGCAAAGUGAGCGGCGAGAUGAACGUGCUCAGCCCGAUGCCGGCCUCCCUGCUGCCUCUUCUCCUUCUCUGUCGGAUUUCCUUCUGCCAGUACUCGAGCGACCAGUGCAGCUGGAAGGGCAGCGGCCUGACUCAUGAAGGCCACGCCAGGGACGUGGAGCAGGUGUACCUACGUUGCUCGCAAGGAUCUCUGGAGUGGCUCUAUCCCACCGGGGCCAUCAUCGUGAACCUCCGACCCAACACGGCUUCCCCUGCCGCCGCUCGCCUCUCUGUCUGCAUCAAACCUACCACAGACUCCAGCGGCACCAACAUCUACCUGGACCGCAACGGCAAGCUGCGGUUGCUCUUGCGCGAGCGGGACCAGGCUCGGGGCAAGGUGCACUGCUUCAGCAUCCAGGAGGGGGCGCUCUUCAUCGAGGCCGUGCCACGCACGGACAUCAGCCGGCGGAUCACAGCCUUCCAGUACGAGCUGGUCAGCGACAGGCUGGGCGCAAAAGCACACUCGCUGGGUGCACCCUGUCAGCCCUGCAGCGACGCUGAGAUGCUUUUAGCAGUCUGCACCAAUGACUUUGUCGCUCGGGGCAGCAUUAAGAAGGUGGAGCAGGAGGAGGAGCACUCAUCUGUCAGCGUGGAGAUCAGUCGCCUCUACAGACAGAAGACCCAGGUCUUUGUAUCUGGUGGUGUGAGGGUACGGAGCUGGACUGGCCGCAUCAAGAUGCCGCCGCAGUGUGGGGUGAGGUCUGGUGAGGGUGAGUUCCUCUUCACUGGGACCGUGAGGUUUGGGGAGGCCUGGAUGGGCUGCGCCCCACGCUACAAAGAUUUCCUGCGGUUUUAUCAUGAGGCGCAGCAGCAGGGGACCAACCCCUGUCACGUGGACACUGAUUGACUGGGUUACCUGCCCAAACUUGGAAAUAGACUAGAAUAGAACAAGUCCUCACUGGGUGGGGACGAGAGCUGAACCAAGAGCUCAUGCUGAGGAGAGAAAAGACUGACAGACUGGCCCGGUGGCAGCGCCUCUCUCCUCCCUUGCUGUCUUGCGACUCUUUGGAGACAAUGAAUGGAGCUCCUGAAUGUUGCCAAGCAGCAUGUUCGUUGGACUCUGUUCUCAAAGUUGAACAUGAUGCAAAGUGGGAUGUGUACGGACUGCCUUUUCUCGCAGACAAGGAACUCCCAGGUUUUAAAAUGUAGCAGACCCCGUUUGUUUUUUUAUGUGUAUAAAAUGUGAAUGAACAUUGUAUAUUUUGAAGCUCUGCGUGCUUUGUAAAAAGCUUGAUGUACAGUUCUGAAGUUAUUUCUUAUGACAGAAAUGUAUAAAGUGAAAGCCUCUUAUUUUUAUUUUGUUUAAAAAACGAUUCACAAUUUAAUGCCUGAGUCCAUUUGCCUUUCAGGCUGUACAAUUGUAAAAAAUGAAAAAAAAAAAAAAAAAUUAAGCCAAAAAAAGCAAAAUCUCUUUUUUUGCUCUUGAGAAUAAAAGCUUUUAUUCCAUGGAAGAGCAUUCAUGUCUGUGGUGUUUACACUGAGAAGAAGUAAUUGACUAAAUCUUCAGUGGGCAAAUAAAUUAUAACUUUGAAAGACCACUGUUUGGGGAUUUUUGCUAGUGACUAUGCAGUGUGCAUAAUAGACAUUUUUUUUUUUAUACAAGGAACCAUUUUUAGAGCUGAAUCAAGUAGUCGAUCAACAAAAAACUAAUCAACUAUUUUGAUAAUCGAUGAAUCCGUUAAGCCCUUUUUUUUUUUUUUUUUUUUUUGAGCAAAAAAGCCAAGAUUAUGCAUUUGUAGCUUUUUCUAAUGUGAGGAUUUGCUGCUUUGCUAUGUUUUAUAUCAUUGUAAACACACUUCAGAGGUGAAGAGGUCAUCUUGGGCUCUGGGGACCUGUGACUGACCCUUUUGACUAUUUGUUGACAAUUUAGAGACCAGGGGAUUAAUCUGUAAAUUUUGAAAAUAAUUGGCAGAUAAACUGAUAAUGAAAAUACUUGUUAAUUACAGACCUGAUUAUAUUAAAAUUAUAUAACUAUAUAAUAUGUAAUUAAAAGAAAUAAUUUUGACACAGUAAAGCUAUAAACCCAAGCUUAACAUUUUACAUUUUGGUGUAGAUGAACAUAUCGGAUAAUUUCGGAUCUGAUAUAUUAUUCACAGUAGUGCUAAUAGGUUUUUUUUCCCCCCCAUAUUUCCUGGCCUAAAUGAAAGCCCAUCAUAUGACGUGCAUUAUCCUCCUCUCCAAGGUUCACCCCAAACUCGAGCUGGGACCGUCUGCCAGGGGUAAAGAGAGAUUGAUAUCAGGGAGUUGGGUUGGAUUCCUCUGCGCUGGUUCCUGUGGUGAUGGGGGUGGCCACGUGUCAAGGUCAAUGUGAAAGGCCUCUUUGUUCCAGCGCAGCAGCCUGGUAUGAGAGAGAGGACUGAAGACAGACCUGAAUACAGCCCUGUGACUGGGCACACAGCAGAAAGCAGCACUCUCCAACCACACUCCAAAUUUUGAUUGGCACACACAAUUCUGGUCUAGCCUCCUGUUUAAAUUAAAGCUUUUCAUUUUCAUCACCUCAAAUAAAACACAAGGAACCAAUCAGGUUAUAGGAGCCUGUAGUUGGGCUACCACACCAGAUGAUGCUGCCUGCGAGCCAGGCUCGUUAAGAUGACAUCCAGUUCAAGGCUCUUUUUGUCUGCCUUUUCACUUAAACGGAAAUUCACCCCACAAUGUCUUUCAAUAAGUUGCCCCGCAUAGACAAUCUCUUUUCGCAGACAGCGCUGUGCGUUGAAUUGAACGUGUGAAUUCCAGCUGAAAGCCAGUGGUCUCAGAAUUGCUCACUGGGAAAUGCAAACAGAGUUUCUAUGGCAACGAUGCCUUACCGACAACCUUCUCGCUCUGGCUUUAAGGCUCCGAGCCUCGGAGGAGGAGGAGGAAGAGGGUCAGUGGGCAUUGAUUGGCUGUCGGGUUUUCGUUGGUCCAGCUGUCCUGGUAGUCAGACCCCCCUCUCUUCUUCCUGUCUGGCCAGCAAGCCUUGCUCUGCUUGGAUCAUGUAGCGAACAGCAGCUGCUGGUAACAGACGCACAAAGUCUUCAGGUGAUUCCACUGCGCACAUAAUCAAUAUCUGCAUCACUGUCCAAAGCGUGUGCCAAGUGUGUUGAUGGUGUGCGCUGUCCUCCAUCUUAUUCAGUGCAUGUAAGCUUUUUCCACCCCAAACUGUAAUUACCAGAGUUUAUUGAGGAUUCUUUCAUUAGCACUGAUUGUUAACAGGAGCAGCGUUUAUCUUCUAGCUCUCAUAAAGGUUUAUUUUCAGUAGAGCUGCAACGAUUAGUCAAUGAAUCAAUUAGUCAGCCAACAGAAUUUUCAACUAUUUUGAUAAUGAAUGUAUCAUUUAAACACAGAUUCCAGCUUUACAAAUGUAAGAAUUGGCUUUUUCUCGUCUUUUACAAUAUAGUAAAUUGAAAAUCUUUUGGUUUUGGACUUGGUUUCACAAAAGACAUUCUAUGAUAUCUCCUUGAGCUAUGGGAAACUGUGCUGGGCAUUCUUCGCUGUUUACUGUUGUUUUAAAGACCAAACAAUUAAGCAAUUAAAAAAAUGAUAAGCCAGAGCGCUGCAUUAUCAGUGAAUACUUGCAAAUAAAGCAUUAGCAUUGGUUGAAGACCUCUGCAAUUCAGCUAAUGCUAAUAAUCGUAAUAUAAACCUCUGCUAGUUGUUGGUGUCACUAAAG